Messenger RNA from Trypanosoma brucei brucei TREU927, 1293 nucleotides. RefSeq names its product mannosyltransferase. NCBI's taxonomy places the organism in Eukaryota, Euglenozoa, Kinetoplastea, Trypanosomatida, Trypanosomatidae. The record is from RefSeq and is a predicted model, not a curated record. Gene Ontology annotation, biological process: GPI anchor biosynthetic process. Gene Ontology annotation, molecular function: GPI mannosyltransferase activity; alpha-1,4-mannosyltransferase activity. The coding region runs from base 1 to 1293 and encodes 430 amino acids. The transcript has a single exon. Gene Ontology annotation, cellular component: glycosylphosphatidylinositol-mannosyltransferase I complex; membrane.
AUGGAACUGCAGUCGCUUAUAGACACGGUGAGUUUGCAAAAACUGCUGCUUCUGGGUGCCUUGUUGCGUUUAAUUCUUAUCGCGUAUGCAUUCUUUCAUGAUCAAUGGUUUAGGGUAAAAUAUACGGAUAUUGAUUACAUGAUCGUUGUGGAUGGGGCGCGACACAUGUGGAAUGGGGGCUCUCCUUUCGAUCGCACGACGUUUCGUUAUACCCCCCUUCUUGCUGCGUUAGUGAUGCCCAGCAUUUGGAUUGCGAAUCCCAUGGGAAAGUUGAUAUUCGCUUCUUCGGACUUAGGUGCGGCGUGGUAUUGUUACGGUGUGCUGAAAAGUUUUGCCAAGGAAAGAAGUGCGAAGUGGAUGGUGUCUUUAUUUAUCUUGUUUAAUCCGAUUGUUCUGAGUGUGUCCACACGGGGGAACAGCGACAUGCUGGUUACUUUCAUGAGUUUGAUGGUUUUGUCUAAGUUCGCUCGUCGUAAGUGCUAUCAAGCAGCGGCCGUUCUUGGUUUCGCCGUUCACUUUAAGAUAUACCCGAUAAUAUAUGCUCUUCCGCUUACCCUUGGUGUGUGGGAACAAUCUGUUGCGGCGAGCACAAACACGUGGAGACGGGUGGUCAAAACAGCAGUCGUCGUGUCAAUAUGCGCACUAAUGGCUGCAAUUUCCUUCGCAGUACCCACGGUCCUUUGUUACAUGAAGUAUGGACAACAGUACCUCAACGAGGCCUUUAUUUACCAUGUAUAUCGCGAAGAUCAUCGUCACAACUUUUCACCGUAUUGGUUGCUGAUGUAUCUCAACAUGGCGAGACGUCAUCUGGGACAAGGUGUUGACUUCUCCCCGCGCCUCGUUGCGUUUGCUCCUCAGGCAGUGGUGUUGAGUUUUGUAUCGUACAAACUCCGCCGCAACACGGCGCAUGCUUGCUGUGUGCAGACGGUGUUGUUCGUUGCCUUUAAUAAAGUGUGCACUGUACAAUAUUUUGUGUGGUUUAUCCCCUUUCUUGCGUUCCUUUUCUGUGAGCCAAAAGAGGUGGAGGACGACGAAAGUGGUGGCAGCGGUGCGUUCAAAUUUUUUUCCUGGGUGAAGGCGCUCGGUGUGGUGCUGAUGUGGGCAGCAACCAUUCCUCUAUGGGUCACCACCGCCGUGCCGCUGGAGUUUCACGGUUAUAGUGACUUUGCACAACUCUGGAUUGUUUCGUGCCUUUUCUUUUUGGCGAUGGUUGUACUCGCUUCCAUGUUAGCACGCAUUGCGUAUCGGGUUCAGUGUACGAAGUGUUCAGCGAAGUCGAUCAAAGUAGCUUAG